Messenger RNA from Gryllus bimaculatus (two-spotted cricket), 2974 nucleotides. Lineage: Eukaryota; Metazoa; Arthropoda; Insecta; Orthoptera; Gryllidae. The record is from the annotation of a GenBank genome assembly.
AUGCUGUCCUACGUGCUCCAGUCAGACACCAGUUCAGCAUGUGCGUGCAGGAGAACUAUCGUUGAUAAAAUGGUUUCCCGAGAAGAAGCAUUGAUACAAAUGGUUAGCAACGAAGAUUAUGAGGCUGUGUGUGUCUUGUUAAAAAACAAAGUAAAUAUAAAUUAUCAAAAUAAUGUGGGAGUCACUCCUCUUCUUUGUGCUACAGAGAAGGGUAACUACCGAAUAACAAAAUUGCUGUUGGACCAUGGUGCAGAUUGUAAUGGAAGAGGAAGAUUGACAGAAUUCCAUUAUUCUAUGGGUAUUCCUCGCCAUGAACGUGUUUUGGAAUGGACACCAUUAAUAAAUGCUGCUAUGUACGGCCAUCCUGACGUAGUUAAGCUUCUAAUUGAAAAUGGUGCUGAUAUCAAUUUCAGAGAUAUCAAUGGAAGGUCAGCACUAAAUACAGCUUUGCAGCAAAGUAUGCAAAAAUGUGCAGAAAUUCUCAUAAGAAAUGGAGCAGAAGUGACGACACUUGAGAUUGCUACAGCUAAAUUUACUUGCCCACACCUUGACAUUAGAAAACUUUUGGUUGAGAGAGAAAGAGUCAAAAAAUUGGAAACUAAAAAUCGUAAUUUAUCUUUGCAUCCAGCUGCCAGAUGUGGAAAUAGAGAGGAACUUCGGGAAUUGAUUAAGAAAGGAGCUGAUAUAAAUCGGCAAGAUAAAGAAGGAAACUCUGCCCUUCAUGUGGCAUUAGAGAAUGGUAAAUUGGAUUGUGCAGAAUUCUUAAUAAAGAAAGGUGCUAAUGUGAAUAUUAAGGGUAAAAAUAAAAGUACUCCCUUACAUGUAGCAGCAUUUCUGGGUUUAACGAAAAUUAUUCCAUGUUUGGUUGAACAAGGUGCUAUUAUUGAUGCAAAAGGUGAUGAUGAUAUAACUCCUUUACACUUUGCUGUUUUUCAUUCAUUCCCAUUGUGCGUUAAACAGUUGCUUGAUUAUGGUGCUUCUGUUAAUGCAACGUUUGCUGGUGGUAAAACGGCGUUGCAUGUUGCAGUAUCAAAAUCUUCAGAUUGCAUUGAAUUGUUGCUGAAAGAAAAUGCUGAUAUUUUUGCAAAAGAUGAUUUGGGGGUCUGUCCUUUAGAACUUUCCAUUGAAUUGGGGUAUGAUGCUUUUAGAAAACUUAUUCCUGGUAAUUACAAAAUUUCGAGUGAAGAUGGUACUACCCCGUUUCACAUUGCUGCACAUUGCUGUAGGAUUGAUUGUUUACAAAAGAUGAUUGAAGAUGGUUGUGAUGUGAAUAUUAAAACGAACUGUGGUGAUACUCCUCUACAUUUUGCUUGUAAAGGAGGAGUCGCACUGAGUGCUGUUUUUCAUGAAUUACCUGAAGAAGACUCUCAAAAUGUGGAAAUGUUAGUUCAAGCUGGGGCAGAUAUACACACACAAAAUGUGUUGGGCAUGUCUCCGAUACAUGUAUGUGCCAAAAACGGCCUCGUUGCACCAAUGAGAGCAUUGUUGAAAGCAGGUACAGAAAUAAAUUCUCAGGGAGGAGAUAAAAAGCAGACUCCAUUGCAUUAUGCAGCUGAAUCUGGCAGUUUAAUAUGUAUUAAAUAUCUGGUUGAGAAGGGAGCUGACAAAUUGGCUGUCAAUUCUGAUAGUUUCACUGCCCUAAUGCUUGCAGCCAGAAAUAAUCAUUUUUCAUGUGUGAAAUUCUUACUUCAAAUUGAUGUACCUCUGUGGAUUCCUUGAGUAAUAGGAAAUUAUUGUUGGAAGUUAUGAUGUGAUUUGUGAAUACAUGCUACAUAUUGCUGUUAUAUUUAAAAAAGUUUGUUUUUGGUCAGUAGAUUAUAAAAUAAUAAUUAAUGUGACCUUUUAAAUAUUUGAGAUUCAAAAAAAUUAACCUGUGUUGUUUUUUUUGUAAAAGUCUAUAUUUUACAGAAAUUGAUUUCACAGUAAGAGACUGCUUUUUCUCCCUUGAUAUUUUUUGGUGCAACCAAUUUUUUGGUUGUGCUUUCGAAAAUUUUUGCUGGUGGGUAUUUGCUUCAUCAAGACUGAUUACAUUCUGUCUGAGCAUCAGAUAUUUUAUUAACUUGUUAUUAUAUUCCUUAAUAUGGACCUCAAGCUUUAAGAACCUUUGACACAUGAGCAUCAUGAACCUUUUUAAUCAUGGAUGUGAAAACAGCUUGCCAUUUCUAACUUAUAAUUUUGAGGGAGAUGACAUUGUGAGUAAAAGUUUAACUUUUUAAUUAUCCAUAUAUUUUUAUUAAAAUCCUAUAAAUUUAACUGAACUCGUGACAAAAGACAUAGUGCUUGCUGCUGCCAUAUUUUUGUUUUUUUUUGCCAUUAUGUAUUUUAUAAGUUCUUAGGAAGUAGGCAACACUCUAAUAAUUCAGUGAUCAGAUAGUUGUUCGGUGCCUGUUCUGGGGAAGAAGAAUUUAUUAUGUAAUAAUGUGAAUGUAUUAAAAAUAUAUUAUUUGUUGUGAUGUAUCAGUAUAUGAAGAGCUCUAAUAUUUUCUAGUGUUAAUAAAGAAUAUUUUCAUAUUCUUAAUGUGUGAUUGACAACUGAUUGUCUUAUAAAAAUAUUACUUAUUAAAUUGUGACCAAUAAAUUUUGGAUACUUUUGAUCUUGAAAGUGGCUUUAUUGUCAUUAAAUGUGAAUGAUUUCCUUUUUUGGUAUCUUGAUUUUGAAACACUCCAAUAUAUUGGUUAUUGAAAAUAGCUUAAUGUGAUUAUUGCUGAAAUAGAUUCAUUGUAUGUUAUGAAAAUUAAAUAUAUGUACAAAAUGUAUGCUACCUUAAGACUUCAACAGUCAUGAAGUCAAUUCUGUUCCUAAUGUAGUCAAUGUUUUAAAUGUUAUAGUAAAUGUUUAAUUAUGUUAAAAUAAAUGUGCAAGAUCAUUAAUUUUGCAAUGUUAAAUAUAUUUAAUAUGUAAACUUGAGUGUUAUUAAAUAUUAUAUUUAUCAAAGUUAAUAUAUUAAAUAAAUAAUUUCUUACUUAACAUACA